UCCUUACUUUUUUCCUUUCUUUAAUUAUUUACUUAUUCUUCAGUAGUAGAUGAUAUUUUCGAGUUUGGUUGCUGUUGAAAUUAACUUGGGGGCAUAACGACUUUUGUUCCAACUAUACUGCCACGGAAAAUUGAAAAAAAAAUCCCAAAUCCCUCUUCGUUUAUUUAAUUGAUGCUACAAGCUUUCUUUGAAUCCUUGCAAAAUUUCAUUCCGUUGUUUACUUGCUAUGCAAGCAGCGGACCAUGCGUUUAGUAAAUAUGAUAUGAAAUCCUCUGUAUGUGGGUUCACUAUCUAAUACAACGGCUGUGGAUUGAUCGUAUAUUUUAAAGCUACAUCACUCGAUCUGAGAUAUUUGUCAUUUAUGCUAUUCAUCUUCCUGUACCCAAGUCAAAUCGACUGUGGGAAGCUGGGUUUUGUCGUUGUCAUGAGGGAACUAAGGAAUAGCCUUGUCAAAGUGAAUUUUAUCUCACGCUUUCUGAAAGUGGGUUUCAAUUUAAAUCCUUCGGCAUUAACGUGAUAACCAUUAGUGCAACUAGGUGAGGUCUUGAUCAGAGAAACGCAAAGGAUUUUCUUACAUAUAUCAAAUCAAGAUUUUGGAAGCGCUCCAUGGGAAACAAUGAAGAUGGAAAGUCUUCCAAGUCUGAAAAGUCGUCUUCACCAGUAACACCGGUUAUGAAUCCUCAGUCGGUUGUUCCUUUUUUUUGGCAGGAUCAAGCUAAUCAGACUAAUCAGACCAAUAUUCAUGUCUAUCCUGAUUGGGCAGCCAUGCAGGCAUAUUAUGGUCCCAGGGUCACUCUUCCACCAUAUUACAACUCCACUGUGACCUCAGGUCAUGCUCCUCACCCAUAUAUGUGGGGCCCACCCCAGCCCAUGAUGCCACCUUAUGGGGCGCCUUAUGCUGCAAUCUACCCACAUGGAGGGGUUUAUGCACAUCCUGCAGUUCCUCUUGGAUCCCAUUCACACGGUCAAGGGGUUCCAUUGUCGCCUGCUGCUGUAACUCCUUUGAGCAUAGAAACUCCUACAAAGUCGGGAAAUACAGAUCGGGGUUUAAUGAAGAAGUUGAAAGAGUUUGAUGGACUUGCAAUGUCAAUAGGCAAUGGUACUGCUGAGAGCACUGAUGGUGGGGCUGAACAUGGGCUGUCACAGAGUUCAGAGACUGAUGGUUCCAGCGAUGGAAGUGAUGGGAACACUGCCAGGCCAAAUCAAACCAGAAGGAAAAGAAGCCGUGAUGGAACACCAACUGGCAGUGAAAGCAAGACUGAGAUGCAAGCCAGUCAUACUUCUGCCAAGGAGGUCAAUGUAGCUCCCAACAAGACCUCUGGUGCAACUGUCACUCCUGGUAGUGCUUCGGGAAAUUUGGUUGGAAGUGUUGUUUCUCCGGGCAUGGCCACAGCAUUAGAGCUCAGGAACACUGGUAAUAUAAAUACCAAGACAACAACUACUAGUGUCCCACAGUCCUGUUCAGUAUUGCCUUCUGAAGCAUGGAUGCCGAAUGAAAGAGAGCUGAAACGAGAGAGGAGGAAACAGUCUAAUCGUGAAUCAGCUAGAAGGUCUAGGAUGAGGAAGCAGGCUGAGACUGAAGAACUUGCACGCAAAGUCGACUCCUUGACUGCUGAGAAUACAGCAAUAAAAUCUGAAAUAGGUCGAUUGACAGAAAACUCAGAUAAACUGAGGCUAGAAAAUACUAAGUUAAUGGAGAAACUGAAAAAUGCUCAAUUAGGACAGACAGAAGAAAUCAUUUUGAACCGAAUUGAGGACAAGAGGGCCCUGCCUGUUAGUACAGAGAACCUGCUGUCAAGGGUUAAUAAUUCAGGUGCGGUUGAUCGGAGCACUGAGGAAAAGAGUGACAUGUACGAGAACAGCUCAAACUCUGGUGCCAAGCUGCAUCAACUCUUGGACACAAGUCCAAGGGCCGAUGCCGUGGCUGCUGGCUAACCCAAGGAGCCAGCAUUACUGCAGUUCCCUUUUUUUUCCUCUUAAUCAUGUGGUUUUGGCAAUAUUACAAGCCCAGAAUUACUGCUAACUGUGAGCAGAAGAAUGAAACAAACAUCUGAAUAGGAAUGGUACCCUUGAAAACGGAGACUAAUUUUUUACUUGUAAGUUAGCCUUUUCAUGUCAAAACUGAUGUAAUUUUAUCAGCAUUCAGAGUGCGUGGAAAGCCACUGAAGGUAAUGUACAUUGAAGUUUAGAAAUAUAGUUGGUGAAAGCAUGCGAACGUUUCAUAUGUAGUAGUUGUGCAAUUCUAUUAACUAGUGAUUUAGACCCUGUGGUAUGUGAAUGAGAAGGUUUCGGAUGUCUUUUUAUCA
Molecule: messenger RNA, 2306 nt
Organism: Carya illinoinensis
Lineage: Eukaryota; Viridiplantae; Streptophyta; Magnoliopsida; Fagales; Juglandaceae
Product: common plant regulatory factor 1-like
Exons: 13
Coding region: 607-1935 (442 amino acids)
Biological process (GO): regulation of DNA-templated transcription
Cellular component (GO): nucleus
Molecular function (GO): DNA-binding transcription factor activity; sequence-specific DNA binding
Source: RefSeq, a predicted model, not a curated record